Messenger RNA from Vidua chalybeata, 3053 nucleotides. RefSeq names its product parvin beta (gene PARVB). Gene Ontology annotation, biological process: establishment or maintenance of cell polarity; lamellipodium assembly; actin cytoskeleton organization. The transcript is spliced from 13 exons. Gene Ontology annotation, cellular component: actin cytoskeleton; focal adhesion; lamellipodium. NCBI's taxonomy places the organism in Eukaryota, Metazoa, Chordata, Aves, Passeriformes, Viduidae. The record is from RefSeq and is a predicted model, not a curated record. Gene Ontology annotation, molecular function: actin binding. Bases 110 to 1207 code for a protein of 365 amino acids.
CCAGUGAUUCGCCGCUGCCGGACUCGGUUCGGCUCCGCGGGCCCCGCAGCCGCCGGGCGGGAUCGGGCAGGGCCCGGCGGGUUCCCCCGGCGAGCCCCCUGCAGAGCCAAUGUCCGCCACGCCCGUCAGGUCCCCGACGCUGCGGCCGCACAGGAUGAAGAAAGAGGAGUCGUUCCUGGGCAAGCUCGGCGGGACCCUGGCCAGGAAGAAGAAAGCCAAGGAGGUGAGUGACCUCCAAGAAGAAGGUAAAAAUGCCAUCAAUGCACCAAUGAACCCAAACACUGUGGACAUCCAUCCAGAAGACACACUAUUAGAGGAGAAUGAGGAACGCACUAUGAUCGAUCCUAACUCAAAGGAAGACCCCAGGUUCAAGGAGCUGAUCAAGGUUCUACUUGACUGGAUUAAUGAUGUACUGGUGGAGGAGAGAAUCAUUGUCAAACAGCUUGAAGAGGACCUUUAUGAUGGGCAGGUGCUGCAAAAGCUGCUGGAAAAAUUGGCUGACCGUAAACUGAAUGUGGCAGAGGUGACACAAUCUGAAAUUGGCCAGAAGCAGAAGUUGCAGACUGUCUUGGAAGCUGUCCAUGAUUUACUCCGACCCCAUGGCUGGACAAUCAAGUGGAAUGUUGACUCCAUCCAUGGCAAGAAUUUGAUUUCCAUCCUGCACCUUCUGGUGGCUUUGGCCAUGCAUUUCCGAGCUCCCAUCCGGCUGCCUGAGCAUGUAUCUGUGCAGGUGGUGGUUGUGCGGAAACGUGAAGGCCUCCUUCAGACCACUCAUGUUUCAGAGGAGCUGACGACCACAACAGAGGUGAUGAUGGGAAGAUUUGAGCGUGAUGCCUUUGACACGCUUUUUGAUCACGCACCAGACAAGCUCAGCGUAGUCAAAAAGUCUCUGAUCACCUUUGUGAACAAACACUUGAAUAAACUGAAUUUGGAAGUAACAGAGUUGGAAACCCAGUUUGCAGAUGGUGUUUACUUGGUUUUGCUCAUGGGUCUCCUUGAGGACUAUUUUGUUCCACUUCACAACUUCUACUUAACACCUGAAAGUUUUGAUCAAAAGGUGCACAAUGUUUCUUUUGCUUUUGAGCUGAUGCAAGAUGGAAGCCUGAAGAAGCCAAAAGCUCGCCCUGAAGAUGUUGUCAACUUGGACCUGAAGUCUACGCUCAGGGUUCUGUACAACCUUUUCACAAAGUACAAGAACAUUGAGUGAUCCUGGAAGCUGCUGAGGUCUCUUCAUCCUUCAACCUCCCCAGUCAGAAGUUACAAUAAACAUGCCCUUUGCAUGCUCCCAUUGUGCCUUAUGCUAUGUACUUCAUGCAUUCUUCCUACAGCUGAUGUGUUCUCUCUGUAGCUGUUUGUAUGACAAUCCCACUAAAAAUGAUGCGUGUGUAUUUUAGGUCACUUGAAAAUAUGUAGGUAUUUCACACUUUUGCCAAAAGGAUCUGUUGUUUGCUAUAAUCCACAAAUGUUCUUUUGAGAAAGGAAAUAUACCACUAACUACUUUAAAAAGCAGGGAAAACAUGAGACUUUCCUCAUGGCUCGAGAUUAUUUGCUUCUGCAGGAGACUUUCUUUUGCAUACUCCUUGGUUGCAACUGGCAUUUGAUGAUUUUCCAGGCUUAGAGUGUUAACAAUAGAAAAUCACCACUGGAAUUUAUUUAGAAGCUGAGCCUUUUCUAUUAAAUAAGGGUUUGUGUAUUCUGUUGGGUGGGUUGGGCUGAGGAGAAUUACAGGCACUGUCUGAAGCUAAUGGCAAAAGCUUCAUUUUUUGUGUUCACCUCUUUCUACUCAAUGUUACUUCCAUUCAGUGUUUACACAGAAUAAGUCUUGCAAUGGGAUGACCAGCUAAUCUUUUGAUGUCUAGUUUUUAUUUAAUCUCUUUUCUAGGAGAAAUUUGGUUGCUAGGGCCACUGUCACUCAUUAGGCAGCUUCAGUCAGGUUGGUCCAGAGCUGGUCACACAGGCACAGGCUGGAUUUUCCCAGUGCAUUUUCCCCUGUCCUUCCUGAAACUAACAGAGGGAAUGUGCUGGAACAGGAGCCAUCUGAGUGGAUUUUUGAGGAGAGCUUUGUGGAGGAAAUGGGAUUGGCAUUUCCAGAGUAAAUGAUAUGUGGAAUAUGUGUUCAAUAUCACCCUUUGAGCACAUAGAGGAGAGAUUUGAUUGCUGCUUUUAUGUAUCACAGGAGCAACUUUUGUUUUAUGGGCAGCCAUUCUUUUGGCUGAAACACUAGGCAGUGUGCCCUGAAGGAGAGCAGGUAGAAUUGCUCUGCUCCAUGGGCUUACUUGAGUCCUGUUGGAAGUCAGCAUCUUCUUUCCCUAAAAAUCAAUUUUUUUACACCAAACAUUAUUUGCCUUUGAGCUCAGAUUCAAGAGGAAACAUGCUAUUUGAAUGGUAUAAUUUUACAAUUGGGAUUUUCUCCUUCCUUUCGCAAACAGUUUUUCAUCUCAGAGGGAAAGAAAUUAGCUUCUGCUUCUUUGCUUUGUAUUUUUGGGUUCUGAGUUCUAGUAUUUGGAUUACUUGGAUUACCUCCCCUCACACUGAAAUGAACAGGGCUAAUGCCUUUAUUAAUGUUCAGCUCUUUAUUCAAAAGAUCAGCUGGGCAGGGGGCUCGACGCAGAGCUCGCCCCGCGGUCGUAGCUUUCCCAGGCAGCCAAAAGGAAGGAGGUGUGCAGAGUCGGUCACUGGAGUCCCGAGCAGCAGCUGUCCUUUCUCCUUUCCUUGUGGCACAUCGGUGGCCCGAGGAUGAGGAGGCGUGGUGUGCAGAGUCUGUUGCUGAAGUCCAGAACAACAGCUGUCCCUGCUCCUUCCGUGGUGGCAGCACCAGGGCUCCCUGUCUCUAUCUCCCUGCUUCUCAGAGCCUAAUAUAGUCUGUUCUUUCUUAGGUGAUGGCGACGGUAAAAAGCCAGUCAGGGGAUGUGUUUCCCUCUUCCUCAGCUAGGGCAUUUGUCUAGACUCCUCUAUUGUGUUCAGUUUUUGAUUUAUAUUCAUUUUUAUCUCCUAAAAAUACUCCCAUGAUCCUAAGGGGUUUUUAUUUGCAUGUUAGUCCCAGAAUGGCAGCG